AUGGUACGGGACAAGGGACUUGAACCCUUACGCUUUAAGGCACCAGAUCCUAAGUCUGGCGCGUCUACCAUUCCGCCAGCCCCGUUUGACUUUUUUAGUAAAUCUAAAGAAAUAAAUGAAAUAUUAAGAGAAGAAUUAUUAAUUCCUUUAAAUAUUAGCCCUGAGGAAUUGGCCAAGGAAAUUAAAGUUUCCAAGGAACAAAUUAAAUGA
Scutellospora calospora is the source of this 210-nucleotide messenger RNA. The record is from the annotation of a GenBank genome assembly. NCBI's taxonomy places the organism in Eukaryota, Fungi, Glomeromycota, Glomeromycetes, Diversisporales, Gigasporaceae.